AAAAUAAAACAGCCAAUAGUAUCAGUCCUUGGAAUCACCGUAUCUGCUUGUCUUCGUUUCCCUUUUGUACCAGAGAUGACCAACAGUGUCCCAUCUUUCCGUCUUGUGGCUUGUUUAUUGAACAUUUCCGAAGCACGAAACAAGGGCAUAGUGGAAUCUGUGGCUAAUGCAGCAAUCAAUUUCCCUUCCAAGUCGAAAAGCCUCAAAUGCUCGUCAACAGUUUUGAACAUUUUCUCAGACUAUGACUACAACAGAUCUGUGAUCACUAUAGCAGCACCAGUGGAAAACAUAGAGGAAAGUGUCUUCCGAGCCUGUCAAGUUGCUUACAGAGAAAUAGACUUGGGAAAGCAUACUGGUGGGCAUCCCAGGCUGGGAUCUGUGGAUCUCAUCCCUAUCCAUACCAUAACCACCAGUGUGUCUCUUGCAGAUUGUGGGAACAUAGCCUUAAACCUUGGAAGACGCCUUGUUAGCAACAUUAAAGGCACCUCUGUGUUCUUGUUUGGUCACGCUGAUCAGCCUUUAGUAAGGGGACUGGUUGAGCGACGCAAAGCAGUCAACUGGUACUAUGGUCAACAUGGUAUGGAUUUCAGUAGGGUAGGGUGGGAUCUUGGGACCCCUCCCUCCCAGAGGUAUGGUUGUACAGGGGUUGGUGCUAUUCCAUACGUAACUAAUUGCAAUGUCACUAUAGACAGUCAAGAUCUGGGGCUUGGAAGGGAAAUUGCCAGUGCGAUUCGUGCAUCAUCUCCUGGUGGUCUAGCUGGGGUGCAGUCAAUGGCGUUCAAGCAUGAGGGAAGAGUUGAAAUUGCUUGUAAUGUUGAAGCUUCAAAGGAACUUUCUAGUGAGGGACAUUUUCGGUACACAAGUCCAGAAGUCAUAGAAACUAGAGUGGGAGAAUUGGUAGCAAAGGAAGGUGUCAAACUUUAUGGAACUAAGCUGGUGGGAUUUACACCAGAUGAAGCGUACAGAAGAGCUGUUAAAGCUCUGUGUGAGGGAAAUGCCUCUGCUUGGAAACAUUCUACUGAAUAUAGAAUGUAAUGCUGGGUUUUGGUUUGGGCGAAGCGGUUAUUUUGAUGAUGGUGAUGAAGACAACAACUAUGAAAAUGGCAGCGCUGAUGAUGAUGGUGAAAUUGAUGAAGAUAGAAAAUGCAUGGCAGUGAUGACUGAUAUUGCUUGACAAUUUAUGACGGAGAAAGUGUUAAUUACAUGAUGACACAAUGAAUCAUCCUUUGGUCACCAAGGAACAAGAAGUUUGCUUAAUUUUCUAAAAUCAAGUUUCCAGCCACUGUAAAAUAUUGAUACUCAGAAAGCUUGAUAACCAGUGUCAUGCAAAUAGAGGGCCUAUUGACUCAAAAAUAGCUACUGGUACAUUAAAAUUUAUUGAUAAAGAAAUUUUUUAUCAAGAAUAUAAAGAAAUAAAAUUUUUUUCAGCU
This is a messenger RNA of Orbicella faveolata, 1430 nucleotides long. RefSeq lists its product as uncharacterized. Gene Ontology annotation, molecular function: folic acid binding; transferase activity. The record is from RefSeq and is a predicted model, not a curated record. NCBI's taxonomy places the organism in Eukaryota, Metazoa, Cnidaria, Anthozoa, Scleractinia, Merulinidae.